Molecule: messenger RNA, 1175 nt
Organism: Micropterus dolomieu (smallmouth bass)
Lineage: Eukaryota; Metazoa; Chordata; Actinopteri; Centrarchiformes; Centrarchidae
Gene: ccsapa
Product: centriole, cilia and spindle-associated protein a
Exons: 4
Coding region: 183-1049 (288 amino acids)
Biological process (GO): regulation of mitotic spindle assembly
Cellular component (GO): ciliary transition zone; spindle; cytoskeleton
Molecular function (GO): microtubule binding
Source: RefSeq, a predicted model, not a curated record
UGUGUGUUGUAUUACAGCUAACGGCUCUCGGUGUUUGCCGUCAGUCAGAGACGGAGAGAGUCCGAGAAGCAAACGAUGGCAGGCGUCUGACUGCGGGACUGAAGGGGAAAGACUGGGUGUAAAAGCAGGCCGGAUCCCUCUGGAAUGAGUUCUGGAAAUAGACACAAACAAUAACAAAGACCAUGGUGACCAAGAAGAUCCGGACGGAGUACAUGAAGAAGUUCAGGGAUCCCAGAUGGGAGACGUUUUCCAAAUGUUACGAGGACUCUCUGAAGUACCGUCUGACCCGGCGGGUGAUGGAGCAUUCCCACAACCCCUGGUUCUGGGAGGGCUGGGACAGCGGCUCAGAGUCCAGUGGCUGGUCCACGCCGAGGCUGACCAGGAACAAAGUGGCCCCUCUGUCCCUCCCACCGCAGAAGUCCUCGGAGGGGAAGCAGAGGUCGUCCAGCCCCGGACCGAAACCACCUCCUGAGGACGGAGAGGCCGAGGCGGGAGCUGGAGAGGUAACGGUUGUAGACGCUGCUCCGACCGCAGCAGUUAUUGAAAACGGCGUGCAUGAAGCCAGCGGUGGUUCGGCUCCGAACAGCAGCGGACCCUCUGACGACACGGCGACAGACAACGGUCCUGCCGACACGCUGUCUUCUGACGGAGAGCCAGUGAACCCGGCGCCAAGACGACGUCACCGCCGCCGCACCCCUCGGCCUGAGCCAGGACACCGGGACAGUUCCCAUGACGACAAACCGGCUGUCGUCCGCAAACUGCCGAGAGCGAAGAGCCAACCACCGAUCAGCACCAAAGAGAACCAGAGACCGUCCAGCCGACUGGACUGGACCGAGAGACAUACGGAGGUCAGGAGGACGCCGAAUGACACCAAGAUGUCUGACGCCUGCGUUCAGACCCGCCGGGAGUCCGACAAACGCAGCUCCAACCUGGACCGACGGCGGGCUCGGUCAGCAGACCUGGAGAAGAUGAGGCGGUCGCAGCUGAUGGUGGUGGAAGACCGCUGGAUGACAGAAUACAUGCGCUGCUUCUCCGCCCGGCUGAGGUAGAGACGGGAUCCACCCCCUUCCCCCUGAAAACCUCGGUUCCUUACUGAAGGGGAAAAAUCAGACGGUGGAACAAAGGUUGUUAGUGUGUUCAGAUAAAACAACAAGAAACCGAGUUGUCUCAUUACA